GCGGCUUCUUGAAAAGCUGGGUGCGUUGUCGUCUGCUUUUGGAAUCAGGGGACUCAAACCUGCUAAUCCAAGCCCACCUUGUUAGAGCAUCCAGGCCCACUAAGUUUCAACUUGUACGUGCAUCGGUCGAUGCUUGAGUUUGAAUCGGAAACAGUUGCUUGCUUCGAUAGCGUUCCAACACGAACCCUCAUCUACUCUAAGGGUUUAUUUUCUUUCUCUGCCACGCGUACACAAAACAAGAGCGCCGCCACCGGCGGCGGCGACCGAUCGACAUUGCCCAGGGUGCUCCGGAGAUAAAUACGUGUGGUGAGUGGUGAAUCUUCGAUAGAGUUGAAAGCCAGGGAAGGAGUCAGGGAAGACACCAGAGAUGCAGGCGACAAAGCGAAAUCAGAGGAAUCGGACGCCUGUGAAGCCUCAAAAACCAGCCAGGGUAACGUCUGAGAUGAGGAUAGCUCAAGGGGUUUCCAUGAUCAGAAAGUUGACGCCUGAAGAAAGGGCCAGGAUUAUUGCCCAUUCAAUGGCUGAAAAAUCUGCCGACGAAGCUGCUGAGGCGAAAGAUGAAGAUGGAGAUGAUGAUGAGGAGGCUGCACCGGCGCAAUGCGAGGAAGAAUCGUUCGCCGCCAAAUUUCACUCUUUGUGGAACAGAUUCUACGCGCGCUGUGGUGUUACCUUCGACCAAACCACAUCUAUCCCUGCCAUGUGCCACACGAAUCCUUCCUCUGAUCGCUCGGCCGAGGCCAUGGACACUCUGCAGAUCAUGUCAGUCAAAGUUACAUCAAUAGGAGGGGAUUUGCACUGGCCACUGCAGGUGUUUGGUAUCGUUGCUGCACGUGAUUACUUGGAUCGUAAACGCAACAUUGUUUUCCACCGGCCGAGGAACGACUGCCAAACCAUCACCCAGGAUGAUUGUUGCCUAGCACUGACGGGUCCUACCCGUGCCAUUGUCGUUUCGUAUGAUCCUACAUACGUCGAGGUUUCGCUCAAAGUGAAGGGCGCCACUCAAUCCGAGGAUAAAGAUUUAAGUUCUCUUGUUGUAGUGUUCAAAGAUGGAUCUUGUCCUCAAGGUGUCUACCCUAGCAGGCUUAGCACCCUGGAAAUUAAAUAUGGUCACAUUUACCGCUCGGUGGAGGCCACGGUCUUCAUAAGAAUCAUCGGCGGGUCGUGGCCAGAUGGUUUUCGGGGUGUGUUCAGUGCCACCUCCAGCAGUGAUGACAACAUGAAAUUCAUGUUACUUGACUCUGAAGAUGGUGGAUUGCCGGUUGAUGCCAACGGUGUGAUCGCGCUCACACGGCGUGUGGUCUCUGUUGGACUUGAGAGGAGCCUGAAGGUUUCUGCAAUGGCAUUUCCAGUUAACGAGGGACAUGCUGCUGAGACCAGCGAAGCAGUUUUAAAACCUCGUAGAGCCGGUGUAAGCCUCGUCAAUCUCUGUGUUGGCUCUUGUAGUAUGGAAGUUCGUGUUGCUUGGUCCUGUUUUUGUGAGUGUUGACAUGAGACCACCUUAUAACUCGUUUAACCCGUGCAUUAUAUGUCGGUGUAGUGGUGUGGUCGCAUUUGUUCUAGCGGUGUAUGGAAGAAAUAUGUUCCUAAUUUUGUAGUAGUGGGAAUGUGGCAUCUGUUCUAGUGGCCAGGUGGUGUUUUAUUAGUGGUGUAUAUGCUAGAAGCCUCCUAUUCCAAUUUCCAAGUGGUGUUUUGUACUAGCUUCAGUGAGACUAGUUGGAAAGGAGAUACGUGGCUUGAGUGUGUAGUCACUUUCAGAUGUUGUUCAUUUGUUGUAUCCAGCAUCCA
Molecule: messenger RNA, 1785 nt
Organism: Hordeum vulgare subsp. vulgare (domesticated barley)
Lineage: Eukaryota; Viridiplantae; Streptophyta; Magnoliopsida; Poales; Poaceae
Exons: 3
Coding region: 368-1486 (372 amino acids)
Source: RefSeq, a predicted model, not a curated record